AUGAAUAAAAUAUGUUUAGAAAUUAAGUUAAUUGUGAAAAGAAUAUAAGCAAAAUAGGAAAAACAUGAAAUUUGCAGAACAUUUAUCGGCGCAUAUAACACCAGAAUGGCGGAAACAAUAUAUUAAUUAUGAGGAGAUGAAAUCUAUGCUUUAUGGAGCUGUUGAACAGGCACCGUCCGCCGAACUUGUUGAUCCGGAAAUGGUUUCACGCUAUUUUGCCAAAUUCGAUGAGCAGUUCUUUCACUAUUGCGACAAAGAGUUGGCUAAAAUCAAUACAUUCUAUUCGGAGAAGAUGGCCGAAGCCACCCGUAAAUAUGGUAAUUUGCGCAGCGAAUUGACUGAAGCUUUGGAAAUGGGUCACGUGAAGAAGCAACCGGCAUGGAAAACGAAAACACCGCUUGGCAAACGAAAUGUAUCUGCUCGUAAGCUGCAAGAUCUCAAAUUAGCAUUUAGUGAAUUUUAUUUGGGUUUAAUUCUAUUACAAAACUAUCAAAAUUUGAACUUCACCGGAUUUCGUAAGAUACUUAAGAAACAUGAUAAGCUGUUAAAUGUUGAUGUUGGAGCCAAAUGGCGUAAGGAACAUGUGGAGGCUGCGCAUUUUUAUGUAAAUAAAGAUAUCGAUCGUCUGAUACAAGAGACGGAGACCGCUUUUACUCACGACAUAGAAGGAGGAGAUCGACAAAAAGCUAUGAAACGUUUAAGGGUACCGCCGUUGGGAGAGCAGCAAAGUCCGUGGACUACUUUUAAGGUCGGCCUAUUUUCGGGAGCAUUUGUUGUUUUAUUGGCUACCGUUAUACUCUCGGUCGUUUUUCACGGAUUUGGCGAAGAUUGGCGCGCUGGAUUACGUAUGUUCCGGGGGCCGUUUUUAAUCAUUGAAUGCCUUUUUCUUUGGGGCGUUAAUGUCUACGGUUGGCGUUCUUCGGGUGUCAAUCACGUUCUCAUAUUUGAAUUGGAUCCUCGUAAUCAUUUAUCCGAGCAGCACAUUAUGGAAAUUGCUACAGUAUUUGGCGUUUUAUGGGCCAUUUCGGUAUUAUUUUAUAUAUACUGCGAUCCAUUGGGUAUACCUCAGUAUUCUGCUCCCUUAAUUUUGUACACAGUUAUGGCUAUUUUUGUACUUAAUCCAACUAAAACAUUCUAUCAUGAAGCUCGUUACUGGUCGGUACGCAUUCUUAGCCGUGUGGUUAUGGCUCCUUUUUUUUUUGUCAAUUUUGCUGACUUUUGGUUGGCCGACCAGCUAAACAGUAUCGUACCGGCCUUUUUAGACAUACCGUUCGUUGUAUGUUUCUUCGGUCAAAAUCCCACAUGGCAUAAAAUGGCAGAGGCACAAGACGGUGGCCGCCAUUGCAUUGAAGAUGUUUCUCUCAUCCGUCCUGUGGUGGCAAUUUUACCGGCUUAUUUUCGCUUCGCUCAAUGCUUGCGUCGCUUUCGUGACACUAAAGAGGCAUUCCCACAUUUGGUUAACGCUGCUAAAUAUGGUACAUCGUUCUUUGUAGUAAUAUUUUCAUAUAAAUAUCAGACAACGCAUGCAGAGUAUGUUCUCUCAAAGAAUAACCCGUGGUUUUAUUGUUGGAUAAUAGCGGCUGUCGUCUCCUCUUGUUAUGCGUACACGUGGGAUAUUAAAAUGGAUUGGGGUUUAUUUGAUGCGAAAGCCGGUGAUAAUACUUUCCUAAGGGAGGAAAUUGUUUAUGCCUCGACGUGGUUCUAUUAUUUUGGCAUAGUAGAAGAUUUAAUAUUACGUUUUGGUUGGACGGUAUCAAUGAGUUUGAUCGAAGCUGGCUAUAUGGAAGGCGAUGUUAUGGUAACUAUUUUGAGUCCCCUUGAGGUUUUUCGCCGUUUCAUUUGGAAUUACUUUCGCUUGGAGAAUGAACAUUUAAAUAAUUGCGGAAAAUUUCGAGCUGUUCGCGACAUAUCAGUGGCACCUAUGGACUGUUCAGAUCAGACAACCAUACUGCGGAUGAUGGAUGAGGAGGACGGCGUAGUGAAUAGGCGGCGAAAAACAAAAACAUUAUCAAAGAAAAGAACUGAACAACGCAUACUUUUACAGGGUGACUCGAUAGAAGAUAUAUGCUCUUAAAUGAAAUUUGAAGAGUAAAACACAAUAAAAAAACAACAAAUAAAAAAGUUGCCCUUGCUUCUGGUCUUUCAACUUAUUAUUAGCUACUAUAUAAUCGAGUAAGAAUAUACCCAUCACGUUGGAUUUUUAUAAACUUUUUCACAUACGAACAAUUAAAGAUUUAGUUGGAAAAUUUAAA
Messenger RNA from Glossina fuscipes, 2252 nucleotides. RefSeq names its product xenotropic and polytropic retrovirus receptor 1 (gene PXo). Bases 65 to 2074 code for a protein of 669 amino acids. Lineage: Eukaryota; Metazoa; Arthropoda; Insecta; Diptera; Glossinidae. Gene Ontology annotation, cellular component: Golgi apparatus; plasma membrane; cytoplasm. The record is from RefSeq and is a predicted model, not a curated record. Gene Ontology annotation, biological process: cellular response to phosphate starvation; phosphate ion transport. The transcript is spliced from 6 exons. Gene Ontology annotation, molecular function: inositol hexakisphosphate binding.